This is a messenger RNA of Cajanus cajan (pigeon pea), 1061 nucleotides long. Its product is annotated as Glycine-rich protein family. The record is from RefSeq and is a predicted model, not a curated record. NCBI's taxonomy places the organism in Eukaryota, Viridiplantae, Streptophyta, Magnoliopsida, Fabales, Fabaceae.
CCCUCACUGUAUUAUGUUGAUUAAAAAAAUGAAUGGUAGUGGUUGGUAAAGUUAGCAACUAAUUAACUUUUUCUUGUAGUAAUGUGCAAACGCGUGUAACGUUGCAUUGCUAUAUAAUGAGCUCCGAUUCAAUUCUUUUCUAAUAUGAAAUUUGGAUCGUACGUAAUUAAGUUUGGAUGAUGGCAUUCCGAGUUGGUGUUAGGCGUUGGAUCUUAACUUUUGCUCUCCUUUACGUUUGUAUAUUCGGGAAAAACUUUGGAAAUGCUGAUGAGGAUGAGUCGGAGGGCCAGACAGGUGGUGGUGGGUUCGGUGGUGUGGGGGCUGGUAUAGGUGGUGCUGGGGGCGGAGUUGGUGGUGGUGUUGGGACCGGAGCUGGCGGUGGUGGGUUUGGAGCUGGCGGUGGUGGGCUUGGAGCUGGUGGUGGUAUUGGUGGGUUUGGAGCCGGUGGUAGUGGUGCCGGUGGUGGUGGUGGUGGUGGUGGUGGUGGGGUUGGUGACCCUUCUCAAAUUUUCUCCAAAGCCUUGCUCUGUUUUAAUGAUAAAAAUAUUUAUCGGAGCUGUGAAGAGUCGUGUAGAUUGAGCGAGAAUGGGAACCUGAAUGUGCCUGCAGAGAAAACUGAUAUAUUCUGCCAAGGGCCAUGUCUGUCGGAGACAAACUUGGUUCUGAGUUGCCUGGAUAACGUUUUCAGCAACUUCGUAUUUUACAACAAGGCAACCAUACAAGACAUCAGGAAAACAAUUGAAGCUGGAUGUGGCUAUGGCCCUCAAAGAGGAGACUUCAAUGUGGCUGAGCACAUUCAGGCUGACGAAAGCAAAGCUUCAAAGGCUAAUAGACAUAAUGUUGCAAUGGGACUUGCUACCAUCGCCAUCGGACGCGCUCUAUUGCCUCUCUUUUUCACAUAAUAUUGCGUUUAUGUGAAUCACAAUUACUACUCAUGCUUACCACUUACUCAUAUAAGGGAAAUAUUUUAGGUUAUGUCAUGUACUUGUAUUAUAUAUAUGUGUGUGGAACACGUUUGUGAUAUAUAAACCUUUUAAGUAUAGGAAAUAAAUUUUAACCCA